CCGUUAGCCCCGGGAGCGCCAGGCAGCUGAGGCGGGGGGCAGACCCUCCCGCGGAGGAGCCGCGCCCCCGGCCCCGCCGUCCCGCCGCGAUGCUGUUCCACAGUCUGUCGGGCCCCGAGGUGCACGGGGUCAUCGACGAGAUGGACCGCAGGGCCAAGAGCGAGGCUCCCGCCAUCAGCUCCGCCAUCGACCGCGGUGACACGGAGACGACCAUGCCGUCCAUCAGCAGUGACCGCGCUGCGCUGUGCGCUGGCUGCGGGGGCAAGAUCUCAGACCGCUACUACCUGCUGGCGGUAGACAAGCAGUGGCACAUGCGCUGCCUCAAGUGUUGCGAGUGUAAGCUCAACCUGGAGUCGGAGCUCACCUGUUUCAGCAAGGAUGGGAGCAUCUACUGCAAGGAAGACUACUACAGGCGGUUCUCUGUGCAGCGCUGCGCCCGAUGCCACCUGGGCAUCUCAGCCUCGGAGAUGGUGAUGCGUGCUCGGGACUUGGUUUAUCACCUCAACUGCUUCACAUGCACCACGUGUAACAAGAUGCUGACCACGGGUGACCACUUUGGCAUGAAGGACAGCCUGGUCUACUGCCGCUUGCACUUCGAGGCGCUGCUGCAGGGCGAGUACCCCGCGCACUUCAACCAUGCCGACGUGGCUGCAGCGGCAGCUGCAGCAGCCGCGGCCAAGAGCGCCGGGCUGGGCGCGGCCGGGGCCAACCCGCUGGGUCUUCCGUACUACAAUGGCGUGGGCACGGUGCAGAAGGGGCGGCCGAGGAAGCGCAAAAGCCCCGGGCCUGGAGCGGACCUGGCGGCCUACAACGCUGCGCUGAGCUGCAAUGAGAACGACGCGGAGCACCUGGACCGCGACCAGCCCUACCCGAGCAGCCAGAAGACAAAGCGCAUGCGCACCUCCUUCAAGCACCACCAGCUUCGGACCAUGAAAUCUUACUUUGCCAUUAACCACAACCCCGACGCCAAGGACUUGAAGCAGCUUGCGCAAAAGACGGGCCUCACCAAGCGGGUCCUCCAGGUCUGGUUUCAGAACGCCAGGGCGAAGUUCAGGCGCAACCUCUUACGGCAGGAAAACACGGGUGUGGACAAGUCCACCGAGGCCGCGCUGCAGACGGGGACGCCGUCAGGGCCAGCCUCCGAGCUGUCCAACGCGUCGCUCAGCCCCUCCAGCACGCCCACCACCCUCACAGACUUGACUAGUCCCGCCCUGCCAACUGUGACGUCCGUCUUAACUUCUGUGCCUGGCAACCUGGAGGGCCACGAGCCUCACAGCCCCUCACAAACGACUCUCACCAAUCUUUUCUAGUGACUCACGCCCCCCCCCCCACAAUUUCUUUAAAAAAGAAAUUAUCUUUAGUUGAAUUCCAAGUGUAUUUUAAAAUAGAGGCUUUGAGCAACUAACUAACCACAUUUUAGGAUCUCGCCUGGGAACAGAAGAAGAAAAUAAUUGUGCGUCCGGCUAAUGCAGCGGUGUGGACCGAGGAAUUACUUGGAAAAUCUAUCUGCAACACAACAUUUGUGUCACUGUACAGUUUUGUGGACUGAGCGAGGAAAAAAACAACAAAUAAUUUAAGUUGGCUAGAGCUUCUGUAUUUUCAAAGACUGCCACGUGCCUUAGGAAUACUGUUUUAUCUCCAUACUUUGGAUGACUUGUUCAUUUUUCUCUCCCUCUUUUUCUCUCUGUAUAUUUAUGACCAGAGCAAAAAUGUAAAAAAAAAAAAAAAAAAAAAAAGUUUGUUACUUUGAAUAGUCCUAAAAAAAAAAAAAAAUGAAAAGUCAAACCCCCUCCAACGGUCGCUUUGUUGUUUUAGAAUUUUAAGGUGGAAGUCUGUUCGAAUAUCAGAAUUUGUAAAAUCUAACCAGUAAUAAAACCACUUAUUGAAACUA
Canis lupus familiaris (dog) is the source of this 1891-nucleotide messenger RNA. RefSeq names its product LIM homeobox 2 (gene LHX2). Bases 90 to 1310 code for a protein of 406 amino acids. The transcript is spliced from 5 exons. Gene Ontology annotation, molecular function: DNA-binding transcription factor activity, RNA polymerase II-specific; RNA polymerase II transcription regulatory region sequence-specific DNA binding. NCBI's taxonomy places the organism in Eukaryota, Metazoa, Chordata, Mammalia, Carnivora, Canidae. The record is from RefSeq and is a predicted model, not a curated record. Gene Ontology annotation, biological process: neuron differentiation; regulation of transcription by RNA polymerase II. Gene Ontology annotation, cellular component: nucleus.